AUGGAAUCCAAGCACCUGGACCACCACUACUCGUAUAUAGAGCCUCGAGCCCGGUGCCCACCCUUGCAGCUUGACUCUUCGGUUUUCGCCUACAACGUCAAAGAAGAAGACGAUCAUCCCGACUCUGCUCUUUCCACUCCCAGCAGUAUCUCAACAAUUUCUCCCAUCACUCCCGUAGCCACUCGUCGCAGCUCCUGCUCCUCGGAACCAAGCGAUACCAAUGACGAACGGGAAGUUGGUUCCGCUUCGCGCGCCAGGUCUACGUCUACUGGUUCGGCCAAGGACAGAGAGAAGAAGAAGCGUUCUCGUGUGACACCAGAGCAGUUGAUUCAUUUAGAGAAAUUCUUUGCUCACGAUCGCAGCCCUACGGCAGCCCGUCGACGCGAGAUUAGUGAACUUCUUGGGAUGCAGGAGCGGCAGACUCAGAUCUGGUUCCAGAAUCGGAGAGCGAAGGCUAAGCUCCUCGAUGGGAGGCAGAAGGGACGCAGUGGAAGCACUGAAGCACCCCCCAGCACGCCUCCGGACCUUUCCACAGGUUACGAAGUGGAUCUCCAUAACCUCAUCCACGAAGAUGAACCUGUCACUAUCAUUAUUUGUUCUGAUCUAUCCGUCGGCACCUGGCGGCGCAUUUCGACGCCCAGAGGAGGGCAUGAUUUGAUAGCGUACAUGUGCGAGGCAAAGCGCUGCCUAACAUGGUUUAUUCGCUCGGGCGGUUAUGGCUUCAAGAUGGAGAUUCCCUUCGAUACCAUCCUCGAGACCCACUUCGCCCACGCAGCUCCAGGAUCGGGCCUAGCAACUUUCGUCUUGUCCAAGCCGCCGCACUUCUACAUGGAGAACACCUCAUCUCCCCUCCCUGACGGUUCCGUCCAUGUGUACUGGAAAAGAUGCGCGGAUUGGACCGAAGGGCAACAAGCGACUGCUGUUCUUCGCCACGACUUGAUUGGUUCCGCUGUGCAGCUAUCCCAUCUCAUGCGCAGCCUCGGGGCUUAUACAUCUGGUCACGGCUCUGACAUCGUGCUGCACUCGCCCACCUACCGCGGAGACCCAUCAUCGCCAGCAAUGGACAUCCCGCAACCUCCCUUAGUCAGCCUCAAUUCCCCAACAAGUCAUUACGCCGACGACCCUAUUUCCGCUUCUCUCGAAGAACAGGAACGUCGCCGUCGUCAAUCCUAUUCUGGACCCAUCACACUGAGCUACCCCCACCCUAUAGCUCACUAUCCCACUGUGGAUUCGCGAUCGCUUGAUCAACCGUCUCCAGGGACCUAUGCAUCCCAUGAUGCUACUGCCCAUCAAACACAAUCCGCACCCGUAUUCGAUCCCUCCACGUACCGAGAGUAUCCUAAAUCAGCCGGGCUCCCACAAAGUAACUUCGGGAAUCCCAUAGCUCGAAGUUACCAGGGACAGCAAUUCCCCCAAUUCUAUGGUGCAACCGGCGCUGCAUCCGGUACACGUCGGCAUUCAACAGCAAGCAUCUCACACUACUAUAAUAACAGAAUUCCAACAUCCGUCCUCACUACCCCUUACCACCCAACAUCUAGUAAUUAUGGCCCCGAAGCCAGUGGCUCCUCGUCUGCGACGACAGUCUCUUCUGGUCUUCCCGCCGUCAUGUACGAAUCCGAGGAAGAUAUACACCGGGUUCCUCAAAGUUCUGCUUAA
Messenger RNA from Pleurotus ostreatus (oyster mushroom), 1656 nucleotides. RefSeq lists its product as uncharacterized. The record is from RefSeq and is a predicted model, not a curated record. Lineage: Eukaryota; Fungi; Basidiomycota; Agaricomycetes; Agaricales; Pleurotaceae. Gene Ontology annotation, biological process: regulation of transcription by RNA polymerase II. Gene Ontology annotation, cellular component: nucleus. The transcript is spliced from 4 exons. Gene Ontology annotation, molecular function: DNA-binding transcription factor activity, RNA polymerase II-specific; sequence-specific double-stranded DNA binding. Bases 1 to 1656 code for a protein of 551 amino acids.